ACUUAAGCUGUCAAGCUAAUUCUCAGGUCUCUCAUUGGUUUAACCGCACCCCAAUCGAUUCUUGCAACAGAAGCUCUACUUCACUAAUGUCAUUCGGUGGCCUAGUAUUAAAUAAAGCUACGGUUACAAGGGUAGAAGGUUGCGUCGGAUUAAAGAGCACGACAUCGCCUCUGUUGUCGAAUUUAGGAAUAGGACAGGAGGCAUUCACCAAGCCUUAAUAACGACAUUACUAUUGACAGAGAUGCUACUGAUUUAAAGGACUAUGGCAUCCUUAUGAUUUUCUCGGAUCAUGCAAAAGUCCGUAGUAAAUAGCAUAUGUAGCCUCCGCUGUUAGUUGGUUCAUCGGAUAGGCUGCAGUUCUGUUUAGCUUUUAGAUUCUGCAAUUGUGUUAGCUUUAAUGCGUUUACCCUUCAAGAUACAAUUUCAUUAGAAUAGUUACUGGCGUACAAUCAGCGGAAGAACUAUUGCACUGGGAUGGACAGUGCCCAUACAAAGACGGUUGAGGAGGUGUUGGGGUACUUCUCUGUGAAUGAGUCAACUGGAGUAAGCUCUGAGCAGCUGAGGAAAGGUCGGGAGACAUGGGGCCCAAAUGAGUUGCCUGCUGAAGAAGGGAAGUCCUUAUGGUCGCUUGUUCUGGAGCAGUUUGAGGAUCUGCUGGUGCGGAUCCUCUUGCUGGCAGCCUGUAUCUCUUUUACCUUGGCCUGGUUUGAGGAGGGAGAAGGCACCAUCACAGCCUUUGUGGAGCCCUUUGUCAUUCUCCUCAUCCUCAUUGCAAAUGCUAUUGUUGGGGUGUGGCAGGAACGCAACGCAGAGAAUGCCAUCGAGGCACUGAAGGAGUAUGAGCCCGAGAUGGGCAAGGUGUAUCGCCAGGACAGGAAGAGUGUCCAGCGGGUCCGGGCCAGAGAGAUUGUACCAGGGGACAUAGUGGAGGUGGCAGUGGGUGACAAGGUCCCAGCAGACAUCCGCCUGACCUCCAUCCGCUCCACCACACUACGAGUGGACCAGUCCAUUUUAACAGGGGAGUCCGUGUCUGUGCUGAAGCACACCGACCCGGUGCCUGAUCCGCGUGCUGUCAACCAGGACAAGAAGAACAUGCUAUUCUCGGGUACGAACAUCGCUGCAGGCAGAGCCAUGGGGGUGGUGGUGGCCACGGGGGUGCACACAGAGAUCGGGAAGAUCCGUGACGAAAUGGCGGCCACAGACCCAGAGAGGACCCCCCUGCAGCAGAAACUGGACCAGUUUGGGGAGCAGCUGUCCAAGGUGAUCACAUUGAUCUGUGUGGCAGUGUGGGGCAUCAACAUCGGCCACUUCAGUGACCCUGUGCAUGGAGGCAGUUGGCUUAGGGGCGCGGUCUACUACUUCAAGAUUGCUGUGGCGCUUGCAGUAGCUGCCAUCCCUGAAGGUCUACCCGCUGUGAUCACCACCUGCUUGGCACUGGGCACCCGCCGCAUGGCACGGAAGAAUGCCAUAGUCCGCUCAUUGCCGUCAGUGGAGACGCUAGGCUGUACCUCCGUCAUCUGCUCCGACAAGACGGGCACCCUCACCACCAAUCAGAUGUCUGUCUGCAGGUUGUUUGUUAUGGAUAGUGUGUCUGGUGACAGAUGCAUCCUGAAUGAGUUUACAGUGACUGGAUCUACUUACGCUCCUGAGGGUGAAGCGUAUAAGGAUGGUGCAGCAGUGCGCUGUAGUCAGUAUGAAGGCUUGGUGGAGUUGGCUACCAUUUGCGCACUAUGUAAUGACUCAUCCUUAGACUACAAUGAGUCAAAGGGUGUGUUUGAGAAGGUGGGAGAAGCCACAGAGACGGCGCUGUGCUGUCUGGUGGAGAAGAUGAACGUGUUUGACACUGACCUAAGGGGCCUCAGCCCAGUGGAGAGAGCUAACGCCUGCUGCUCGGUGAUUAAGCAGUUGAUGAGGAAGGAGCUGACACUGGAGUUCUCUCGAGACAGAAAGUCUAUGUCUGUCUUCUGCUCCCCCAACAAGCUCACCAGGUCCACCUCCGGUGCCAAGAUGUUUGUAAAGGGUGCUCCAGAGAGCGUGCUGGAGCGCUGCACCUGGAUGCGUUUGGGUGGGGGUGUCCGGCUGCCCAUGACAGCGGGCCUGAGAGAGCAGCUGCUGGAGACGGUGAGGGAGUGGACCUCGGGCCGCGACACGCUGCGCUGCCUGGCCAUGGCCACCCGCGACGUCCCGCCAGACCCGCGCACGCUCAACGUUGAGAACUGCGCUACGUUUGCCAACUAUGAGUCGGACCUCACAUUUAUUGGGUGUGUGGGGAUGUUGGACCCUCCGAGGAAAGAAGUGCUUAAUGCCGUCCGAAUGUGCAGACAAGCAGGCAUACGAGUCAUCAUGAUCACCGGGGACAACAAGAACACCGCCAUGUCCAUCUGCCGACGCGUGGGCAUCAUCACCGAGCAGGAGGAAGAGGAGGGCCAGGGCGGGCCCUUCAGGGGGGGUCUGACUGGCAGGGAGUUCGAUGAGCUGCCUCCCCACCUCCAGAGACAGGCCUGCCGCACCGCCCGCUGCUUCGCCCGCGUGGAGCCCACCCACAAGAGCCGCAUCGUAGAGUACCUGCAGAGCCUCAAUGACAUCACAGCCAUGACUGGCGAUGGCGUGAACGAUGCCCCGGCCCUGAAAAAAGCAGAGAUCGGCAUCGCGAUGGGCUCAGGGACAGCGGUUGCCAAGUCCGCCUCCGAGAUGAUCCUGGCGGAUGAUAACUUCUCUACCAUUGUUGCGGCCGUAGAAGAGGGCAGGGCCAUCUACAACAACAUGAAGCAGUUCAUCCGCUACCUGAUCUCCUCCAACAUCGGAGAGGUGGUCUGUAUUUUCCUGACAGCAGCUCUGGGAAUGCCUGAGGCCCUGAUCCCAGUGCAGCUGCUGUGGGUGAACCUGGUGACAGACGGCUUCCCAGCCACGGCCCUGGGCUUUAACCCCCCCGACCUGGACAUCAUGUCCCGGCCCCCACGCAACCCCAAAGAGCCCCUCAUCUCUGCCUGGCUCUUCUGCAGAUAUCUCAUCAUUGGCUGUUAUGUCGGAGCUGCCACCGUGGGUGCGGCUGCCUGGUGGUUUAUGGCUGCUCAAGACGGCCCCAAACUCUCCUUCUACCAGCUGUCCCAUUACCUGCAGUGCAGUGAAGGCAGUGCUGAGUUUGCUGGGGUGCAAUGCUCUGUCUUUGAGUCUCCCUACCCUAUGACCAUGGCUCUGUCUGUACUCGUUACUAUAGAGAUGUGCAACGCACUGAACAGCUUGUCAGAAAAUCAGUCCCUGUUGAAGAUGCCUCCGUGGUCCAACCCCUGGCUGGUGGGGGCCAUCUGCCUCUCCAUGGCGCUUCACUUCCUUAUCCUCUACGUUGACCCCCUGCCCGUGGUUUUCCAGAUCCGGCCACUCUCCUGGCACCAGUGGGUGACUGUGCUGAAGAUGUCCCUGCCAGUCAUCAUGAUGGACGAGGCCCUUAAGUUCCUGGCACGGAACUACAUUGAGCCCGGCAAUGAGCUAGAGCAGGACGAGGAGGAGCGCCCGCACGGCCACAGCGACGGGGCAGCAGGCAGGCUGGUGGGGUCGGUGAAAAGAGCCCUGAAGGGUGUUUCGUGGACCUUCGUCUUCAUCUCUGCCCCUCUGCUGCUGUGGAUCUACAGCCUGGACUCAGACAUCACCAACAUCUUCUGGGAGUGAGAGAGAGGAGUCAUGCGGAGGAGAGGGGAGGGGGAGAGGGAGAGGGCUGAUUGGGAUGGGAUGGGGAAAGGAGUAGGUGGGAAGGUUAUGGAAAAGGAAGAAGGAAGUGGUCAUGGGAAGGAUGGACAUGAUCAUGGGCGAGUUAGUUGAAGAGUAAUGUGUAAACAAGGAUAAAAAAAAAAACAGGUGCAGAGUGUGUGUGUGUGUGUGUGUGAGAGAGAGAAAGAGAGAGAGAGAAGAGGAAAUGAUGAGUGUGUGUUUGAGGGAAAUAUAGUAAGAUUGAGAGAAGAUGUGGAUAGUCGCCAGGCAGUGACAACCAGUCUGAAGCAGGCCAAUGUGAGAGUGCUUUUCAUCCAUCCCAUCCUCAUUUGUUGUAGACCAUCAAAGCAACACCAGGUGUUUGGAAAAAUUAUGGGGAACUGAUUGUUCCAGAUGAUUGGCACAGAUGUUCAUCAUGGCAUUCAUAGAAAAAUCCACAAACAGUUGUUCAGUGAUGAGAGAGAUAAAUAAAGAGAGAGAGAGAGAGAUCAGAAUGUGUUAGAGAACCUUAAAUGGCAAGCUGACAGCUAUUCCUCAUUCUGUACCAAGAAUGCGUGGUACACUUGAGUUCUGUUCUAGUCCUGGGCUUACUCAACAAGGAUAUUGAAACCUAGCAUAUUCUAUAUUUUCAUUAGUGAACAACGUUUAAUUUUGCCACAGCACUGAUUAAUAUGCGAUAUUCCAGUUAUAUAUUAUUUCUCUGUAUUGCCCAACCUGUUGCUUCAGACCUCACUGGCCUUGGGAAAUCCCAUAUUUACCUUAAGAGUCAGUCACUUCUGCCUGUAUCUUUGAAUACAGCUUUUGCAUCAUUCCAGCUGGACCUAAUAUAGGAGACAUUAUAAACCCAGCCCAGCUUUGAUCUCACUCCAGCUGAUAUCUAAUUCGUAUAAAUUCCAGUUGAUUAAUCAUACACAACUGUACACAACUUCUUACUCACUUUCUUCCAAAGCCCAAUAAGUGUCAUGGGGAAAUAACAUCUCCAGGGAAAUUCUCUCUUUGAAGACCUUUUUUUAGGAAGCCAUCCCAGUGGACCACCAUCACCCCUCUCUCAUGCCAUGUAGAGUGAGUCUGUUGUGACACUACUCAUAAUGGAGGAGUGUGCUACGCAGCCUGCUUCAGAGAUAGCCUUCUCUGGCUCUACAGCUCCAUCUAGAGGCAGCGCUGUGCUUUCAAAUGUCUGAUUUUCUAAUAAUGAUGCGCGUGCACGCUCACCCACACACACUCGCCCUCACCCACACAAACGCACACAAUUACACACAGAAAAACAUGAACAUGUUUACUUUUUACUUUCAAAUUGCACACAUUUUAUUUAUUUAUUAUUAUUAUUAUUAUUAUUACUAUUCUGGUUAUUAUUCUUUUUGUUAAUCAUUUGUACCCAUUAUAAUGGUUUUGAUGUUGUGACUUGACUGCUGUAGUUCUCCAGUGCCGUUUGUUCUUCCGUUUCCUCUUUCCUGUGGGCUACAGCGUGAAGAAUCACUGCAUUUUUCAGAGAAACUAAUGCCCGGGUGGUAGGUUGAAUGUAUGAAAGACAGGUGUAAUAUAGCAGUUGGCUAUUGAGAAAUGUUGUUGGCUGUAUUGCAAGGAGGAAAGCAGUGACAUGUCUUGUCUGUGGGCAUUCCUUACUCUCACUUGAGUGUGGAUUGUUUUCUUUUGAUUCCAGUAAGCAAAAAAAGGGAAACAGCAUAAUAAAUUCUUGUUCUUUUUUAAACAGAUUUUGAAAUACCUUCUUUCUUUCUUUAAAAAUGAAGGGAAUUAAUUUGUAGUACUUUGUGAUGAAUAAUGAAAACCAUUACUGUUACUUUCCUUCUGUUCAUCUGCAGAAAAUGGGAAAUGCUUCAUGGAAUGGAAAUACCAAUAAACAGUUCACUACUA
Clupea harengus (Atlantic herring) is the source of this 5577-nucleotide messenger RNA. RefSeq names its product sarcoplasmic/endoplasmic reticulum calcium ATPase 2. Gene Ontology annotation, molecular function: ATP hydrolysis activity; P-type calcium transporter activity; ATP binding. NCBI's taxonomy places the organism in Eukaryota, Metazoa, Chordata, Actinopteri, Clupeiformes, Clupeidae. Gene Ontology annotation, biological process: calcium ion transport. Gene Ontology annotation, cellular component: membrane. The record is from RefSeq and is a predicted model, not a curated record.